CUAGGCGGCGCUACAAUCGCGGCGCUGCCGGGCGCAGGGCGCAGCGCGGGCGGCCAUGGCGGCUAAGAGGCUGCCGGCGCUGCUGCUGCUCCUCGCCUUGCUGCUGGGCGGCACGGCGGGACCCGGCGCUUGGGCAGCGCGGAGCCGCGGCGCCGACAAGCAAAACAGCUUCCGCCGCGCCGCCAGCGGCCUCUACCAGGGCGUCAGCGGCCUCUUCGGCGAGGACAACGUGCGGGCCCUGCAGAAGUUUUUCUCAAGGCUGACAGAGAGGUUUGUCAAUGGGGUGGAUGUAUUAAUGGACACAUUCUGGAGAAUAUGGACUGAUUUGUUAGAUGUUCUUGGAAUUGAUGCCUCCAACCUGACUCAUUAUUUCAGCCUAGCAGCAAUUGCCAACAGCCCAACCCGUGCUCUUCUACUGAUUGGUGCCAUUUUACUUGCCUAUUGGUUUUUAUAUCUCUUCCUUGGAUUCUUCUUCUAUCUCCUGCAUAUGCUGUUUGGUCGUUUCUUCUGGAUUGCGAGGGUUGCCCUUUUCACUCUCUCGUGCGUGUACAUCCUCCAGAAGUAUGAAGGUGACCCGGAACACGCCGUCCUGCCUCUCUGCUUUGUUGUAGCAGUCUACUUCAUGACGGGGCCAGUUGGAUUUUACUGGAGAAGAAACAGCAGCAGCAGCCUUGAGGAGAAGAUGGACCACCUUGACAGUCAGAUCAGACUUCUGAACAUUCGUCUUUCUCGGCUGAUUGAGAACCUGGACAGAGGCAGUAAUCAAUGAACCAGCCCCUAUAGACCACUGUACACCAGCUCUAGAAAAUUCCUAAGCACUGUCUCGUUUGAAGUUACAAAGCAACAAAACAUCACAUGGUAAAAAGUGUGCAAAAGUUAUAACUUUUCAUCAUGUGUGAGACUAAUUUAUCUAGAUUAUACACUCAGCCAUUAUACUUGUAGGAAAAAAAACACGUUUAAGAACUUCAGCUGUAUAUUCAGAGAGUUUUAUCCAGUACUCGAAUUUUCUCAGUAGAUAAACGCUUACUUUUACAAGCAUUUAAAAACAUCUUUUAUAGAGUUUUUAUAAAAGCAAAUUGAGUAGUCUUUCAAAUAUUGAAAUUGAGCUAAAACAUAUGCAAAUUUGACACUUUAAAAGUUAAAAAGAACAAAAAAAAUAAGCUACCAAACACUUCCAUUGAGAAGUAACUGCUGUGGGUCCCAUUUCUUUUUCUUCCAAACUUGUGUUUUUGUUUUAUUCUUGGCUUAUUUCAUUGCCUUGAAGUUGCCUUUCAUAGAGUAUCAGAUGAGGAA
This is a messenger RNA of Neopsephotus bourkii (Bourke's parrot), 1293 nucleotides long. RefSeq names its product BRI3 binding protein (gene BRI3BP). The record is from RefSeq and is a predicted model, not a curated record. The coding region runs from base 56 to 769 and encodes 237 amino acids. NCBI's taxonomy places the organism in Eukaryota, Metazoa, Chordata, Aves, Psittaciformes, Psittacidae. The transcript is spliced from 3 exons. Gene Ontology annotation, cellular component: mitochondrion.